Molecule: messenger RNA, 939 nt
Organism: Sciurus carolinensis (gray squirrel)
Lineage: Eukaryota; Metazoa; Chordata; Mammalia; Rodentia; Sciuridae
Product: olfactory receptor 1009-like
Biological process (GO): sensory perception of smell; G protein-coupled receptor signaling pathway
Cellular component (GO): membrane
Molecular function (GO): G protein-coupled receptor activity; odorant binding; olfactory receptor activity
Source: RefSeq, a predicted model, not a curated record
AUGGCUAAUGACAACCGCACACGGAUCACAGAGUUCAUUUUCACCGGCCUCAAGUUCCCUCCUCAGCUGCAGGUCUUUCUUUUCUGGCUCUUUCUGCUCUUCUACCUGGUCACCAUGACGGGAAACCUGGGCAUGAUGGUCCUCAUCUGCCUGGACUCCCGCCUCCACACGCCCAUGUACUUCUUCCUCAGCCACCUGUCCUUCGUGGACAUCUGCUUCUCGACCGCCGUGGGUCCCAAGAUGCUGGCUGACUUCUCGGAGCGGAAAGCCAUCUCUUUCCUGGGGUGUACCUUGCAGCAGUGGUUCUUCGGCUUCUUCGUGGCCAUCGAGUGCCUUCUCUUGGCCUCCCCGGCCUAUGACCGCUACGUGGCCAUCUGCAACUCGCUCUUGUAUGCAGUCGCCAUGUGCCAGCAGCUGUGCACCCAGCUGGAGGCUGGACCCUACGCGGCGGCUUUCCUGAACACCAUGACCCACACCACGGCCACAUUUCGACUCCCCUUCUGCAGCUCCAACAUCGUCAACCACUUCUUCUGCGACAUGUCCCCUCUCCUCUCUCUGGUCUGUGCUGACAUCCGCAUCAAUAAACUGCUGGUGUUUGUGGCCGGAGCUGUCCUGGUGGUCAGUAGCCUGACCAUUAAGAUCUUCUACUUUUACAUCUUCGUCGCCAUCCAGAGGGUCCGCUCAGCCGAUGGCAGGCGCAGAGCCUUCUCCACCUGCUUGUCCCACCUGACGGCCGUCUCCAUCCUGUAUGGGACCCUCUUCUUCAUCUCCGUGCGGCUGGGUGCCAUUUCUUCCCUGGACCUCAACAAGGUGGUGUCGAUGUUCUACACAGAGGUGAUCCCCAUGCUGAACCCACUCAUCUACAGCUUGCGGAAUAAGGAGGUGAAAGCUGCCGUGGGUAGGACCAUCACCAAGGGCAAGUUUUUCAUCAAAAAUUAA